Messenger RNA from Abrus precatorius (Indian licorice), 618 nucleotides. RefSeq lists its product as uncharacterized. The transcript has a single exon. Lineage: Eukaryota; Viridiplantae; Streptophyta; Magnoliopsida; Fabales; Fabaceae. The record is from RefSeq and is a predicted model, not a curated record. Bases 1 to 618 code for a protein of 205 amino acids.
AUGAUGUUAAAGUUUGAUAUGUCUGAUUUGGGAAGGAUGAGACAUUUCCUUGGGAUAGAAGUAAUUCCAAGUGAUGUUGGGAUUUUCAUUUGUCAGCGAAGAUAUGCUCAAGAAAUACUAGCACGGUUCAACAUGACAAAUUGUAAUCCGAUAAGAAACCUAAUUGUUCCAGGAACCAAUCUGUCAAAGGAUAAAGAUGGCUCUAGAGUAGAUGCUACAAAAUUCAAACAAGCAGUGGGCAGUCUCAUGUAUCUAACAGUAACUCGCCCUGACUUAAUGUUUGGGACCAGUUUGAUUAGCAGGUUGAUGGCCAAUCCAAAGGAAUCUCACUGGGCAGCAACAAAACGACUUCUCAGAUAUGUGAAAGGAACUGCAGAGCACGGGAUUUUCUACAAAACUGGAAGAAAAAGUGCAAACCUUAUAGCUUAUACUGAUAGCAACUAUGCACGAGACUUGGAUGAUCGCAGAAGUACUUCUGGUCUAGUACUUGUUAUGGGGUGUGGAGCUGUGUCAUGGGCCUUGAAGAAGCAACCCGUUGUAAGCUUAUCCACCACUGAGGCAGAAUACAUUACUGUAGCAUCCUGUGCUUGCAAUGUAUUUGGAUUAGAGGGAUUCUAG